Molecule: messenger RNA, 1358 nt
Organism: Vitrella brassicaformis
Lineage: Eukaryota; Vitrellaceae
Source: the annotation of a GenBank genome assembly
CUACUCGAUGUCUGUGGUGAGGGGCAGCAGCACCUUGGCCACGUCAGUGGCGUUGUUCUUGGCACAGGCGGCAUACAUCAGCGGCGUCAUGUCGUGGAAGUCCUCUUCAUUGGGGUCUUCUCCCUUGCCCAGCAAUCGCUUGACGCUCACCACAUCGCCCUGUGCAGAACAUAUCGGCACAUGGUAGGAAUAAGCGGCGAUUCGAGCCCAAACAGCACGGCACUGCAUUGUUGUCAUCCGCGGGCGCGCACCUCAAGGGCGGCCUUCUGCAGGUCCGGCGAUUCAUCGCUGUCGGGGAGCUCCAGCCGAAGCCACUCCUGGAAGUUGAGCGAGAUAGUCGCAAGGCAACCUGCAUGCAGGCACACACAGCAACACGUGCCUUAGGCGGCUUCUCAUGCAAAUGCUGGCUCCGCUAUACGUCGGGCUGACCUCCGAAGCAGAGGGAAAGUGUCAGAUACAGCAAGAUCUAAGCCAGCAUCGCGCAGAGGCUGCUACGCAGGGGACACAGAAGUAGUCAUAUACAAGGGAUUUCUGAUACUCACUUCGCUCGCAUCAAAAAUCCCUUGUAUUGGAGGGUUUGAUAUGGUUAAGGGUUUCACCCAGAAACCCCAAUAAAAGUGUUUCAUUUUGACGAGGGAGUGAUUAUCGAUUCACCCUGUGGUCAGUACUGACGUAUAUAUGUAUGUGUUUCAUUUAUUUAGUAGUCCAUCGCUUACCAAAUCCUAUGCGUGGAUGCGUUUAUGUGUUGACUCUGCUUUCAAGCUCAAAUGUGUAUAUGUAAUUGUAGUCAAUUGAUAAACGCUUCAUUCAUUCAUUGCUUGUCCAUUCAUACAUACAUACAUAAGUCAAUCAAUACUUCCCCUCUCCCCUCCCUCUUCAAAUCAUCCAUUCAUUCACUGCUUCUCCAUCUUUAUACACUACCUUAUACACUGCCUUAACCUCAAUCCUCCCCUGACGACGGUUUCUAUACUCUGUUCCCCAUCCCUCCCAUCUUUCGUGGUCCUUGUACACUCCCUCAAACGUCAGCUUGCCAUUGUCAUACUCCUUUGCUGGCCCGUCCAUCUUGCCGUCCUUGUACGCUCCCGCAAGCGACAGCUGACCAUUGUAGUGGUACUCCUUUGCUGGUCCGUCCUUGUUGCAGUACUUGUACGCUCCCUCAAAUUGCAACUGACCAUUGUCGUGGUACUCCUUCGCUGGCCCGUCCUUCUUUCCGUAGUUUGACGACCAUUGUGAUGGCGUGGACCACGGAGCGCCUUCCCUUCUACGUUUGAUUAUAGGCAUUAAUGCGGUGUUGGUAUAUACAACAGCUUGGCCACAGGGUAACCCCAAGAGAAAAGCGAUACUUUUUUAUGUGUCGG